CCAAAAGAAACAACAGAUUCAAAAAAGCAAACUCCCACCGUUAAUUCGAAUCAUAAAGCGUGUGUAGAAAGGUUAAGGGUGAAGACAACAUUUAAGUAAAAUUUAGUUGCAUUUGAAGCAUAAAGUUUAAAUUGGACACGCGUUGGGGGACUUGUGUUUGCAACAAUUCAGCCACGGUGACGAUUCUGUUGUGACACAGGUCAUAUUUGUUCAAAAUGUGAGCAACGAGGAGUGAAUCGCGUCUCAUUUCUCCACAUAUUUGUCCUUUAUCGUUCUUCAAUGGGAUCUCCGACGGUGAGGAGUUGACAUGUGAAUAGAGAUAGGGUUGCAAACAAAAGAAUGAAAGGUCCUCCCCGGCGUCUGUUAGCAAAACCGGAUAUACUUAAGAGUGCACGUUCUGAUGUCAUUCGGCGACUCCCAGUCUCUUGUUUAUUCGGGCAGCUGAGCCGCAUCUGACUUCAACAAGCGACGCAUUCAUGAUGGACGAAUUCGAAGAUGGGGAAGCCCCUCCGGUUGGAGAGCUAUCUCAGUGUAACACCUGUAAAAGAAUGUUCUUUCCCAAUGUCCUGGAGAGGCAUUCCAAGAUCUGCCAAAAGUCAGCAUCCAAGCGGAGGAAGGUUUUUGAUUCCAGCAGGCAAAGAGCGGCCGGCACGGACAUCCCCACCCUCAAACCUCUUAAACCGAAGGCAGAGCCCCCAAGGAAACCAUCCAAUUGGCGCAAGAAACGUGAGGACUUAAUCGCGGCCCUCCACGCAUCCAGGGCCACCAUGAGGGCCAUGAAGAAAGGUGCACCUUUGCCCCCACCUCCUCCUCCUUCUUAUGACCCAGACUUAAUCCAGUGUCCCUACUGUCAGCGGCGCUUCAAUGAAAAUGCCGCCGAAGGGCACAUUAAGUUCUGUCAGGAUCAGGCUUCAAGGAUGGGAAACAGGAACAAGUUGGCCAAUGCCAAGAAAACUCCGACUCGCGCGCAGUACAAGCCCCCCACCCCUGUCAAGAAGGUCAACUCCGCAGUGUCAACCAUCCCUUCGGCCUCUUCUCGUCUGCCUCAGAGAUCAGGCCUUGCCCAAGCUACUGGAGUCCCUCCCAUUAAGGCUUCCUCUGGAGCUUCUGUGAGGACAAACACAUCAGGGAUCAUGAGUCCUGCUUCUGGUGUGGGAACAAAAGGCCGAGUAAUGGGCUCUGGAUACGGUUCAGUGAGGACCACUACGCCUGGAAGAGGACAACUGAACAAGAAGAAACAGGAAGACACUUCCAUCACCAGGGAUGCUGUCAACGGCAGUAACGAUUUGGACAAUGAUGAGAGAAAGAGCAAGUUUUGUCACUCCUGUGGGACGAGGUACCCAGUAGAAUCUGCAAAAUUUUGCUGCGAGUGUGGCAUCAGAAGGUUGUGUAUCUAAAAUACAGGGACUGAUGGAACAAUAUUUGUCAAGACUAAUAUUUUUUUUUCAUGCAUGGUUUAUGAUUUAUUCGUCGUCCCCCAUCGUUUCAGUCCCAACGUCUAUAUUGAUAAUUCAAAGCUAUUAAUUAAAAAUGCAUCAGCUCAGGAUUAUUUUUUAAUGGCAGAAGUAUGAUGGGUGCUUGAUGUGUGGUUAUUGGAGCAUUUUGAGUAACAUGUUACAUAAAUAUCGAUCCGACAAUCGGAUUCACCCAUCUGCUACAAUAUUGAUAAAGCUUUCAAACUGUAUUUGCUGAAAAAGCUGUGACAUGUGGCUUUUAAAAAGUGCUGUUCUUGUGUUCUUGGACUAUGAUUGGAGUCAUUGUACCACAUAUCUGUGUCUCAAUUUGAACUAUCCAAUAUUAUUUUUAUUCUUAGUAACUAAUAGUGACACAACAGUCUUAAGAGAAAUUAGUUCCCAGAUGUGAUAAACUGUUUCUAGCAUUCUUCCCUCAAAGUACACUUGAAAGAACUGCAGCACACACACUUUCAUUAAAAUCACUACAUUUUAUUUUUCCGGGACACGGGGGUGACAUUGUUGAUAUUUGCUUUAACACAGGAGCAAGUACCAACAAUGGCUUUUGUCGUCAACUAUGACGACCAGAAGUAGAGCUAAGACCUUGGGAUAAAAUGAGAGCUACCCAGUGCUGCAAACAACAAAACGAGACUUUGUUGUUGUAUACAGUGACUUUUCAGGCCCCACUAGUGACUAUUUCCUAAAUCAGUGACAACCAAAAGUCUGGCAACUUUUUGGGGUGUUACUAUAGACUCGUGGUCAAUUGUAUUCCCUCCAGAAUCAGAAUUAGCUUUAUUGGCAAAUGUGUGCAGUUCUGUGCAUAUAGCAGACAGUAAACUCGUACCCCAGGCCCCCACAUCAAUUACUGAAGUAGAUUUCCCACAUUGUUCCCUUUUCAAAGUGUUUUUUCUUUUUAAAUUGGUCAGUUAUUGACAAUCUUGCGAAAAAUUGUGAGGGGAAAAAAACUGUAAUCCGUGACAUACACAUAUUUGUCAAUAUUUAUAGAGACUUUUCCAAACCAAAAUGUACCAUUUAAAUAGUGCAGGGGGGGUGCUACAAUAAUAGCCCAAUGUAACAUCCUUUUGCAAAAUUGUUUAUCAUUUUAAACAUUUAAGUUGACAAGAUGACUUGGAUUCAGUCAAAGGACGCAAAACAGAGAGGGUUGGAUAAGGAAUCAUCUUGGAUCUUUCUUUGAAUACAGUAGUCCCUCCACUUACGAAAUUAAUCUGUUCCGGAAGUUGUUUUGUUAUGUAAAUCUUUCAUAAGUAGAAGCACAUUUUACAUGUAAAUAGCCUAAUCUGUUCCAAGCGCCCCCGACUCCACAAAAAUAAGCAUUCAAAGUACAUAAUGAAAAAAUAAAAAUUAUGUUCAUUUACCUUUGGUGUUGGGCGACUAUGCGAAGAGAAGAGUGAGUGACUAGGAAAAGGCAUCAUGGGGGACAGAGGCAAGGCAAAUGUUUGACAGCUGAGAGAAAAAAUACGUAUGCACACAACUUAAUUCAGGUAAAGAAAGGAAAAAAAAAAUCUCACGAAAAAUUAUACUUUACCAAUGCGUGCUAGUGUGUGACAACGCAGGCAUGAUUCGGUGACGCACCCCUUUUAGACCAAGAUACAGGAUGUUUACGUUGGGUGGAAUUUGGGGGCUGCGAGUCCAGCGCCCAUUUUUUUCCUUUCAUAUCCUGAAUUUUCCUUCGUAACAAGAGUAUUUUUCUGAGGAGGCGUUUUGUAAUCUGAAUUUUUCAUGACUAAAGACAUUUGUAAUUAGAGUUACUCCUGUCCAUGAAAAAUGAUGAAUGUUGGGUGAAUUAGGAGUGCGAUUGGCAUCAUGAACCCCCCCACACCCCAUGUAACUCAAUCCUCAGUCAAGUAUGGUGGGAACACCUCAAUUUCCUUGGUCCUUCUUCCUGUCAAUAAGUUCACUCUGACUGUUGCGCAACGUAUGUCUAUCAGUUUUUAUUUUUUUUAUGAAAUGACAGACAGAUACCCUGCCCCUUUUAGCUUUUAACGCUGAUGUUUCACCACAAACGUAAGAUUCUCUUAAACCCAUGCAUUCCCUUUUCCUUUUAUGAUGAGUUAUUUAUUCUGUCCUUUUUUCAUCUCAUUUUUUACUGGAUGACUGUGAGUUUGUUAAUCUACUGAAUUUACGUUUUGUUUUUAUUUGUAUUUGUUCCAAGAUUUAUUGCACGUUCCCACCCCCCCAAAUUGUAUUUAGUGCAUUAUUAAAUACAACAAACUUUCAGAGCUUGACAGAAUUUAGUCUGUGUGUUUCAACCAAAGUAUUUACCAGUAAUGUCGCCACAAAAAUGGCGGCCAUACAAUACUGAAAAGGUUGGUCACUUUGUGAAUGAAAUCAUACAAACUCUGGCUGAGUUCAAACUAUCAUGCAUACUUCCCAUGCUUGAUGUUCAUAAAAUACUCAUAUGGAUGGGGGGCAACGGUGUUCCUUUGCUGACUACAAAAAUCACGUGUUUGUGCAACUAAUGCAAUGUAUUGCCUCCAUGAAUAAAACUUUAUGCAGACAA
Molecule: messenger RNA, 3972 nt
Organism: Syngnathoides biaculeatus (alligator pipefish)
Lineage: Eukaryota; Metazoa; Chordata; Actinopteri; Syngnathiformes; Syngnathidae
Gene: zc2hc1a
Product: zinc finger, C2HC-type containing 1A
Exons: 9
Coding region: 477-1397 (306 amino acids)
Source: RefSeq, a predicted model, not a curated record